Molecule: messenger RNA, 2190 nt
Organism: Symbiodinium natans
Lineage: Eukaryota; Dinophyceae; Suessiales; Symbiodiniaceae
Source: the annotation of a GenBank genome assembly
AUGGUAAAAACCUCGUCCCUAGGCACCCGCAGCCAACGAAAGCCUCGGCAGCGAGGAUCCAUCGAAACAGGUGGAGGGGAUGCGCCGAAGAGCUGCAACGUGUGCCGAAAGCAGCUGUGCUGGCUCACGUCCGUGGGCGCAGUGGGCAUAUGGUCAAUAUUGCUUUUUUCAACAUGGCGGGAGUUGGUGCAGGAUGGACCAAAGACGUCCGCUGAAGUCCAACCCAGCGUCAUCGGAACCUUGCAAAGCAGGGUCAUUACACUGGAAAGAGAGCUAUCGCGAGCACACGAGGAAAUUGCUGAGAGGGACAGGCUAUUGGCGGAUUUGCAGCAAAGGGUGCGCGGUGAUGCUCGGGACAGUCAGCUGGUCCCGGCUGUAACUCCUGACCAGAUCGCAAAGGCGGGCGCCUUGGGCGUGCCAGAAGCCCCGAAAUCGCCGCCGGCGACGUCGGUGCCGGCGCCGGAGCCGCAGCUGCGCGGCUCUACCAGCUGCGACUUCCAGCAGGAUGUGGACUACUUCCUGUUAGCAGGAAAAGGGAAGGAGGAGAUGGUCAAGGCCAACUCAAACAAGGCAGAGUGCUGCCAACUCUGCGUGGGCAAGAACCGGCAGGUUCUGGGCUCCUGCACUGUGGCGGUCCUGAGCUCGCCCUCGGACUCUCCGCCUUCGGGAUGCUGGAUCAAGGCUGCCAGCUCCAUGACGGCACUCAAGCCCAACGUAAAACCUGGCGUCACGGCGUGCUUUCCGCCCGGGCAUGGCGCGCUGCCCGUAGCGCCGACAGCGCCACCAUUGGACAGCAGAGCGGUGUCUGAGCACGAUAAAAGUCUGGCUCUCCUGAUUUCUUCUGCCACCACCCAGCAAAUGCGGGCCAACGCAGUUCGGGAUGCGAUCCGCCAUGCCUGGACGUGCUACAAGACCUACGCUUGGGGCAACGACGAGCUGCUGCCCAUAGCGGGCAAGGGUCGAAACCGUGGCUUCAACAUGGCUGUGACUAUGGUGGACUCGCUGGACACGCUCUGGCUGGCCGGCUUGAAAGAUGAGUUCAACGAUGCCAAAGACUGGCUCGCAGCCCACCUCCACAACAAGAUCAAUGCGAUCGGCAAGACGGUCUCAGUCUUCGAGACUACAAUCCGUGUGUUGGGAGGCCUCCUAUCUGCGUACGACCUAUCAAAGGAGAGCGCUCUCCUGGAUCUGUCCGUUAAGCUGGGGCAGAAGAUUCUGAACGUGGUGACCGCCAGAGGAGUCACUCCCUACACUUUCGCCGGUGGGCGUGGAGGUAGCUCCUGCCCAAGCCUGGCGGAGUCCGGAACGCUUCAGCUGGAAAUGCGAUACUUGUCCCAUGUGUCUGGCGAUGAAAUCUUCGCUGCGAAGACCAUGAAGUUUUACGAGACCGUCCAAGGCUUCAAAUCCUUGGAUGGGCUGUGGCCCAACUGCUUCGAGCGAGGCAGAGGGAAAAUCACACUCGGUGCGGAUGGCGACUCCUUCUACGAGUACCUGUUGAAGGUUUGGAUACAGGGCGGAAAGCGGAAGGAGGAGGACUACUUGAAAGGAAUGUACGACAAAGCUGUGGAUGGGAUGGAGAAGCACAUGGUGAAGAAGGGUGCCGACGGCCUGACAUACCUGGGCACGGCCACCUGGGACGCGCACAGCGUCAGCUACGUGCCGGAGAUGGAGCAUCUGACCUGCUUCGUGCCGGGUUGGAUCGCCCUGGGAGCGCAGCAGCAAGCAGACGAUGUCAGGCAGCGUCGAAUGAAACUUGCAGACGACAUUGCCUACACCUGCUGGCAGAUGUACGAGAAGCAACCAACAGGUAUUGCUCCGGAAAGGGUCAAAGGUGAGGCCAUGGACCUUUCCAAGACCAACACGAAGGAGUACAUCCUUAGACCGGAGGCAGCUGAAGGCUGGUGGUACAUGUGGGAGCUGACUCAGGACCCCAAAUACCGCGACUGGGGCUGGAAGACUCUCCUUGCCUUCGAGAAGUGGCUCUGGGUCCCUCAUGGGUACGCUUCGUUGAGGGACGUGCGGCAGACUUCCAAGACCUACCUGGACAGGAUGGAGAGCUUCUUCAUUGCUGAGACCUUGAAAUACCUCUUGCUGCUCCAGGCGGAUGAUCACGAGAUGAAGCUGGACCGCUAUGUCUUCAACACAGAGGCACACCCUCUGUCCAUCUUGGAGUUUGCACCAAAGCCCUGA